ACUCAUCGCGUUGUUAUUACUGAGGGGUGGAAAGGAAAGGUAGACGCAGGAAACCCGCAGUCUUCAAUGGUUCUGCUCUCGGUCAUCCAUGCGCAAUACCGAACCACAACAAGCCCAAGCACCUGCUAACCGAAUCCACCGGGAUAUAAGAGAUACUGCAACCGCAUGGAUGGCACACAUACUGGAAAAGCACUACUGAAAAAGAAAAAUCAUGCAUGCUGAAAACAUUUAAACAUUUAUUGCUUUGAAAGCAGAAUAUAGGCUACUGUCAUGCCUGACACCUGACAAAUCCAUUUGCACCGAGCGGACUGUUGCAACUUUUUGAAGUUUCCCUGUCCUCGACUGGAUUCACGUUACUUCGAUUCUUGCGGUUUUGAUCUGUUAAAGAAAGACGAGACGGCGACUUCAGUUGAUUAUCUGUCUUUCCUCUGUUAUCCGAUGGAUAUUCACUGUAAGGCAGACCCUUUCUCCGCCAUGCACCGACACGGGGGAGUGAACCAGCUGGGCGGGAUGUUCGUGAACGGAAGGCCUUUACCUGACGUCGUGCGCCAGAGAAUCGUGGAGCUCGCGCAUCAAGGGGUCAGGCCCUGUGACAUCUCGAGACAGCUGAGGGUCAGUCACGGCUGCGUCAGCAAGAUUCUGGGCAGAUAUUAUGAGACGGGCAGUAUAAAGCCUGGAGUGAUCGGCGGAUCCAAGCCCAAAGUGGCCACGCCGAAGGUGGUGGAUAAAAUAGCGGACUAUAAGCGACAGAAUCCCACCAUGUUCGCCUGGGAAAUCCGGGACCGGCUGCUGGCGGAGGGAAUCUGCGAUAACGACACCGUCCCCAGCGUCUCCUCCAUAAACAGGAUCAUUCGGACGAAGGUUCAGCAACCAUUUCACCCCUCUCCAGAUGGGACGUCCCUAUCCACCCCAGGACACACUAUAAUUCCCAGUACAGCAUCUCCUCCUGUCUCGAGUUCUUCCAACGACCCCGUGGGCUCCUACUCUAUAAACGGCAUUCUGGGAAUCCCUCGCUCAAAUGGAGAAAAGCGCAAAAGAGAUGCUGAUGGUUCGGAGGGUUCUGCACAGAGCAGUGAUUCGCAAGGCAGCGUGGAGAGCCUGAGAAAACAUCUACGAGCAGAUGCCUUCACCCAGCAGCAGUUAGAAGCCUUGGACCGGGUGUUCGAGAGGCCAACUUUCCCUGACGUCUUUCCCAGUUCAGAUCACAUCAAACCAGAGCAAGCAAGUGAGUACAGCCUCCCUGCAUUAAACCCAGGCCUGGAGGAAGUCAAACCCAGAUUAUCAUCCAGCACGACCUCUGACCUGGGCCCCAGCGUGUCACAGAGCUACACUGUAGGUCGGGAUAUGGCCAACACAACUUUACCUGGAUAUCCACCUCACGUCCCACCCACAGGACAGGGAAGCUACCCAACAUCCACACUGGCUGGAAUGGUUCAUGGGAGUGAAUUUUCAGGGAAUCCCUACAGCCAUCCACAGUACACGAGCUACAACGACGCCUGGAGAUUCAGCAACCCAGCAAUACUGAGUUCCCCCUAUUAUUAUAGUGCAUCCAGAGGCUCCGCCCCCCCAACUGCUGCCACUGCCUAUGACCGCCACUAGUUACCACGGUAACCAAAUUAGCCGCCACGCCCACAGACUUGGACUUCAUAUUCUGCCAGUGUGAGCAAUGCAGUCGAUUGGACAGAGAGUGGCUUCAUGUGGUCACAUGACGAAGAAAAAACCAAUCAGGAUGAUUCUCGACGACAAUUUAGCCAAUCAAAAAAGCCUCAAUGGAUUUAAACACUUCAGAAGGACCUAAAAUGAUGUGAACAAUAAAUGCAUCACUUAUUGACGACAAAUACGAUUUUAAAAACAUACGAUGGGAUGAACAUAUGCUUCUUUAUUAUUUAUUUUGUUCUCAUGGAUAAACCAAUAUGAUCGCAAUAGUAUUCGUGGGUUUUUGUACGUUAAGUGUCGUUCUAGCACAUUUGAACAGACACUGAUAUGUACAAUAUUAAUGUAUGGACAGCAUCUAAAACAAAAACUCUUACAUACUAACAACUUUAAAGAUAUGUUUACGAAUCCUUUGCGGUUCAUAGAAUAUUGAAUUCAUGGAAUUUAUAGAUCGUGCAGCGAUAUUUCACUAAUGUUUCACGCUUGUUGAGCUUUGAUGAUUAUAGAGUGCAACAGAUUUGUUCCGAAAGUAGAUUGUUAAUCAAUGGUAUAUGCUUCUGUUGAAGCCAUCGGUCUGUGCUAUUUCAACUUUAUUAAAAGAAAAAUCAUGUUUAGUUGCAGUAUUCCUGGUAAAGAACCACACUACCCAUGAUCCUGAGAAAAGAUCCACCAAUCAGAGAAUUGUGGUGAACAAAGCUCGCCAAAAGAGCUCUGCAGUGACCGCCCACUUCUAUGACGGUCUCUCUACAUUCUCCCACUGCUAAUAUAUUUGCAUACAUCUGAAUAUGUUGCAUUACACAGUCUUGCACCUUUGUUUUUCUGUCCGAUUAUCAAAUCAAAGUUUUACAUUUGUGAUUCACCUUCGAGCUUCGGUUCAUGGCUUAAAGCUCUUUUAUGAAGUAUUUUAUGAAAUCCCUGUGAAUUGUUUUUUUUUUUUUUUUAAUGAAUGGGAAAAACACGUCCAGAACCAAGACGGCUGAAAAAGUGGGCGGGCACUGUUGCACUCUAUUUAAGAAAUACAAAAGGCUUUUAUUAGUCCAAUCUGGAUUUAUUAAUUUAUUUAAAAUAAAUGCCUCAAUUCCGAACACUCAUACCGAACACAAUUCAUGAAGAUCUGUAUGCCUCUAAAGUUUAAGGGUUUAUGUUUUAGAUGUUAUCAACACAAUGAUUUUGUAUAUUUCAGUGUCUAUCCAAACAUACAAAACAUGUACGUGUGUAUGUGUACACUUUGUAUACAAAUACCUAUGAAUAUGAAUGAGAGUGAAAACAUAUACCUGGAUGAACAGCUAGAAAAUUCACGAGGACUCAAAACGUGAUGCUUCAACUCAAACUAAACUAUUACUCAAUGUGAACUCAAACUCUCAGCAUGGAAAACAGCAAAAGGCCGACUCCUCGCUCUCAACGCCAGCAGAAGAUUGCUAGCAUACUUCCUCUGUGAGAAACAAUCAGAUAUGAACAACAAGGAGAUUAAAAAAGAGGGAGCAAUAAUGUCUUCAAGAAGCAAAACUGACCCGCUGUCUAUCCUGGUCUUCUUCAGGCCAGAUUUGAUUUUAAGUGAAAAUAUUCUAAGACAAAUUUUUGUAUUUCAUUUUUUUAUAAUGGCAACGAUAUCAUGAAGGACAUUACAGUAUGCAUGGACUAUUUUCAUUCAUUGUGCAUUUUAUUUAUGUUUUUGAUUAUCAGAUCAAAUUAUGCAUCAAAUUCUCAGUGUUAUGUUUUUGCACUAUAAGUAUCUUCAGUCUGGACUGAUCUUUUAAAUCCAGUCAGUAGUCAUAAGUCAUAAUUCUGUGAUUAUUUACUCACAAUUAUGUCUUUACAAACCAGGCCCGGCUCCACAGGGGGGCCUGGGUGGGCCUGGCACACCCAAUCGUGAACUUGGCCCACCUUGAGAACUACACCUACACCCACCCCUCCAACUGUUCGGCCCACCCGGCGGGUCCUAUGGCCCACCUUACAUCUUAGAGCUGGAGCCAAGCCUGUUACAAACCCGACAAAAGGAGGAACAGAGUGACAUUUAAGUAGUUAUUCACGGCAAAUAUCUCUGUGGCUCUCCAGUGAAAUAUGGUGCCUAAGGCAAAGGUUUGACUUCAUGAAAUUUGUUUUUUGAGUAUCUCUAAACCAGUAACACUUACGGUUAUUUAUUUAUUUAUUUAUUUUUUAUCACAGCUUAACAGCUUACAGAUUUUGACUGACAAUAUAUUGAGCAAAAAGUGAGAGAUGUUUCAUUUUGGGUGAAUUAUCCUACUUCAAAUGAAGCAUUUUAUAUAAACAAACAUGUACUACUGAUCUAAUAAAGCACUUAAAACUCAAAAUAUGUUUACAGAAUAGUUUGCAGCUGUUCACUAAAUCAUCAGAUGGGUUUGUCACUAGUUAGUGGCUUUAUUUUUUCAGGCUCAACUUUGAUGGAACAACACACACACACACACACACACACACACACACACACACA
This is a messenger RNA of Myxocyprinus asiaticus (Chinese sucker), 4102 nucleotides long. RefSeq names its product paired box 2b (gene pax2b). The transcript is spliced from 10 exons. The record is from RefSeq and is a predicted model, not a curated record. Gene Ontology annotation, biological process: anatomical structure development; regulation of transcription by RNA polymerase II. Gene Ontology annotation, molecular function: RNA polymerase II cis-regulatory region sequence-specific DNA binding; DNA-binding transcription factor activity, RNA polymerase II-specific. Lineage: Eukaryota; Metazoa; Chordata; Actinopteri; Cypriniformes; Catostomidae. The coding region runs from base 439 to 1599 and encodes 386 amino acids.